Ricinus communis (castor bean) is the source of this 1489-nucleotide messenger RNA. Its product is annotated as pentatricopeptide repeat-containing protein At1g62350. The record is from RefSeq and is a predicted model, not a curated record. Lineage: Eukaryota; Viridiplantae; Streptophyta; Magnoliopsida; Malpighiales; Euphorbiaceae. The transcript is spliced from 2 exons. Gene Ontology annotation, molecular function: protein binding; RNA binding. Gene Ontology annotation, biological process: chloroplast organization; Group II intron splicing. The coding region runs from base 328 to 1074 and encodes 248 amino acids.
UUUAGUGGAUGUGUAUCUUUUCAAGGUUUCUUUUUGUAUAAUUGAUGUUUAGUGGAUUUUUAAGAUAUUUGUUCUUUGAGAAUUAUUCUUUUCAGAAGUAUUUUUGUAAAACUUUUUCUUUGAAGUAAAAAUGUAAUUAUUCAUAUAAAAAGGGUUAUUGCUGUAAGGGGUAAAAAUGCAUCGUUUCACUUUUAAUAGAUUCGAUAUUUUAAGAUAGAGAGACAAAUAAUUCAGGUGAAGUUGGAAUAAAAAGCUUUAGUUUCAGGGGUACAUUGAUACAUAAGCGCUGAUUAAGUAAAGAAAUCACCCAGUCUUAGAGCACAGGGGAUGGUACUGAAGUUAGCUGCCAUGGCAUCGGUAACCAGUGGUCAGGAAUUCUCUGCAUUUACGGUUUCAAAGGCAUUAAAAUCGUCAAGAAUAAAAAGAAGAAGGAGAAGAAUGGUCAUGGUAGUGAAUGCAAAAGGCAAAGAAGAUAACAGAAAGCAGCUGCAAAAAGGGAGGAACCUCAGUAUUGAAAGUAUUCAAGCAGUGCAGUCACUGAAAAGAGCAUACUACUUCAGUACUAACUCCAAUCUCGACAGUGUUUUCCGUUCCAAAUUCAGCCGUUUGUUGAAGCUCGAUAUGUUGUCUGUCCUUCGCGAACUCCUCCGCCAGAACCACUGCCUUUUGGCCCUCAAGGUUUUCAAAGAUAUUAGGAAGGAGUACUGGUAUAAGCCACAGGUCUCUUUAUAUGAUGAUAUGAUUAAAGCAAUGGCUAGCAAUGGGUAUUUCGAGCAAGUUGAACUUCUUUGCAUCUACUUGAAAACAGAAACUAAUUUAAUAGAGCCGGAAACUGAUGCAUUUAAUGCUCUAUUCACAACAUUGAUAACUUUUAACCUCAGUGGAUUUGCAAUGGAGUUCUAUGGUUUGAUGAAAGCUGUCAAAUGUGAACCUGAUAGGUUAACCUUCAGAAUACUCAUUAAUGGUCUGGAAUCAAUGGGUGAAUCUAGUGCUUCAGCUAUUCUAAGGCAAGAUGCACACAAGUUUUAUGGUCAAUCUCUGGAGUUCUUAGAAGAGGAAGAAGAUGAGGGAUGAAAGUGAGCUAGCAGUUAAAUGGCAGUUUAAGUGAAGUUAUCAUAUGAUGAAUUAAGAUGACGGGUCAACAGCCAACUUUUUGUUUGUUCACGUGCAACAACCUUUUAGGACUAUCUACUGGAGUGUUAACUGCUCAUUUUUAUGUUUCUUACUGAGGGAUCUUAUGGCUUUUUACAACAGUAAUGCUAUUGCACCAUCGCCAUAUCAUUGCAUAAGACUCACUGCUGCAGUUUUCAUUCAUUUCGCUAUUGCUUCUUUGUUGCCCAUAAUUUUGUAAGUUUUCCUGUUUAAAUUGGUCCUAGUCUUCCAAUAUGAGGUUACUCAAUUUGAAUUAGGAUGAGGAGUAGCUUGUAUGUAUUUUCUUAUAAUCUUUUUAUGAUUAUAAUCUCUCAUAUAAUAGCUAUUUUCUUUUAUA